This is a messenger RNA of Chenopodium quinoa (quinoa), 2195 nucleotides long. RefSeq lists its product as uncharacterized. Gene Ontology annotation, cellular component: cytoplasm; nucleus. Gene Ontology annotation, molecular function: RNA binding. NCBI's taxonomy places the organism in Eukaryota, Viridiplantae, Streptophyta, Magnoliopsida, Caryophyllales, Amaranthaceae. The record is from RefSeq and is a predicted model, not a curated record. The coding region runs from base 272 to 2050 and encodes 592 amino acids. The transcript is spliced from 7 exons.
CCCACUAUAAAUAUCACAACCUUCGUUUCUUCCAAUUUCUCACACUCUCUUGCUUCUUAAGCAAUCCCCAUUCACAAACCUCCUUUUUCUCUCUCCUCUGUUUUUUCUCUUCCGAAAAAUAAUCCAAUUAUGGAUUCUGGGUUUUCUUCAAAACUCUGAUUGAAAUUUGGGUUUUCGUUUUCUUUACAAAUGUCUCAAUAAUAAACCCUCAAAAAAUAAAAUUUCUUGUUUUUUUUAAAAACCUCUGUUUUUAAGCUUUUUUCUGUCAUCAAUGGCGAAGUCUGUGAACUCGUUCGCUUUACUCGACGACGACGUAGAGGAUGAUGACGUUGAAGCUCUUUUCAAUCGCAUUGUCAACAAAGCUGUUGACUCGAUGAUUCAUGCGCAUAAAGAGGAUGAAACUUCAGGUUUUGCCCGCAAUGGUAGUGGUAGUAGGAAAGGAAAAGGUCAUUGGGAUGGAAGCCAUGAUAACAGAAAUGGUUGGGAUUUUGAUGUUCAGGGAGGUGGUGGACUUGAAUGGAAUCAUAGUAGAGAUUCUUAUGGAAGUGGGUAUGCAGUUGGAGAUGGAAAAAGCCUUGAUUGGGGUCAAGGCCAUGGUAAGGAUUCUGGUGUCGAAAAUGGGUGGGGGGAUAAUGUAAAUGAGGCUUUUGGUGGCGAAAAUGGGUGGGAUAAUGUGAAUGAGGCUUCUGGUGGCGAAAAUGGGUGGGGUAAUGUGAAUGAGGCUUCUGGUGGCGAAAAUGGGUGGGGUAAUGUGAAUGAGGCUUCUGGUGGCGAAAAUGUGUGGGGUAAUAUUCAAACCGUAAAUGAUGAUGCUGGGUGGCAGGAGGUUUCGAAGAGUCAAGGGAAGGGUUAUGCUUAUAAUGACCGCGCUUUUGGAUAUAAGCAUGGUUACAAGAAUGGGAACGAUGUUGAGGAGAAGAGAGGUUAUGGGGAACAAGUUCAAGACUAUGGUGCUGCAGAUGGACAGAGGCAAUACAGAAAUGGAAACCAAAGAUAUGGUGGUGAGAGAAGAGGGUAUGUGAAUCAAGGUCAGGGUAAUAAUGCUGCAGAUGGACGAAGAUACAGGAAUGGAAGGCGGGGCUAUGAUGGUGAGAGGAGAGGUAACGAGGAUAAGGUUCAAGAUACCAAUGCCAAUUCUGAACAGCAUAGUAUGGAAGUGGAUGUAACUGAAGACAAUAGAGCUGGAGGUGAAGAUAGGAAAUACAGAAAUGGAAACCGGAAUUAUGGUGGUGAGAGGCGAGGUUAUGGUGGAAACAGGGAAAGAGGUAGGACUGAUGAUGGGCAUGAUUUUAGAGCUGUACAUAUCAAUGGUUCUGGAGGUGAUGCUGAAAUGGAUUGGGAAGCCUCAAAAGCUGCAGAAAUUGAAGAACAUAACAUUACUGAAGAGGUCUCUGAAGAUACUCGAGUCCCAGAGGAUACAGAAGUGCAGAAAAAGAAAACCGAGCUUGAGCUUAAAAAGAAAGAGGAAAUGAAGGAAGCUGCACUCAUGACUCUGGAUCAAUAUGAAAAACUGCUCUUCGAGAAGAAACAGGCGCUGAAUUCGCAGAAGACAGAAUUGAGGAAAGUGGCUAUUGACAAGGAAUUGGAGGGAAUGCGAGUGAUUGAGAAAAAGCCUGUUGCUAUCGAUGAGAUAUGGAAAUCUGCUAAGGACAAGCAAAAGAAGAAAAAUAGUCCCAAGAAUCAAGCAACAGAGACUUCAAAGACAGAAGACAAUGGAGAGGUUACUGAGAGUGAUGUAAAUCUGAUAUCUGAGCAGGAAAAGCUGCAGAACGAUGGAAGCCUUGAGAAGAAGGAAAAGAGCUGUAAAUUUGUGGCUGUCGAGGUACAUGAAAUCUUCAAGCAAACUUUCCAUCGUCGGAGUUCUGGUGGAAGGGGGCAAGGGCGUGGUGGUCGUGGUGAGCAAGGUAGCUUCAACGACCGGACUAACAGUGAUACUGCUGGACGCACACCUGCACGUGCUCCUGCUUCUAGGCGCCCGCGCAUUCCAACUGACAAAGAUUUUCCUGUCCUGGGUGCUACUCUUCCUACUCCUGUGAAACACUCUACUUAGUUAUCAUUCUUCCUAGUUGGUAGACCAAUUGAGACAGCAAAUAUUAGUCCUCCUUAGCUGGUUUUUAGAAUCCUUAGGCUUGGUUUAAACAUUAUACUUUUUUAAACAUUAUACUUUAGAAAAAGUCAAAUGUUUUUAACAGUUA